AGGAGGCGCUGCUCGCUCGAAUAACCUCACAUUCUCCAUUGUUUGUUGGUAAACAAAAAGGGUGGUUCCGCGAGAAAAUCGCUCUUUUCGCCAGUCGAUGGACUACAAUACCAACAAAUUGUGUCGCGUGUGUUUGGAGGAGGGUGUCCUCACGUCCAUCUUCAACACCGAAUUCUCCAUGACGCCCUCAGACAUGAUCCAGAUGUGUGCCAAAGUGAAGAUCUUCAAGAAUGACGGAAUGCCCGCGGUGAUUUGCAACAACUGCAUCUACCGACUGGGAGUGGCGUAUCACUUCAAGCAGCAGUGUGAGAACUCCGACAUUCGCCUGAGGCAGUAUUUGGGGCUCAUGGACAAGGCGUACGGCACGCGGGACGCCGAGGUGAACACAGACGUGCCCUAUCCACAGCUGAAGCCCAAGAAGGAGGAGCCACCGGAAGAGAAGAAGGUGAAGAAGUCGAAACCAAAGACGCAGCGCUAUAAGCGAAAGUUGCCCAGCGAGAGGAAGAAAAGGGGCCCCAAACCCACCCCCAAAGUCCCCCAAACGUGCUACGAGUGCAGCAAGACCUUCAAGUGUUCGGCCCAGCUGGAGAUGCACGUGCGCACGCACACAGGAGAGCGCCCCUUCGCCUGCAGCUACUGCCCGAGGCGCUUCGCCCAGAAGCACAAUCUGCAAAUCCACACCCGGACGCACACUGGCGAGAAGCCCUUCUGCUGUGAGAUCUGCAGCAAGCAGUUCUCGGCGCUGGGCAACUUCCAGGCGCACAAGAAGAUCCACACGGGCGUGCGCGACCAGAUCUGUCCCGUGUGCAACAAGGGAUUCAUCACGUCGGGCGAUUUGGCGCGCCACAUGAUCACUCACACGGGCAUCAAGAAUCACCACUGCGACACGUGCGGCAAGGCGUUCAGUCGCAACCGCGACAUGGUGGCGCACAAGAAGAAGAUCCACCUGAAUGAGCGAUCGGGGGAGAACUUCAAGUGUCCGGAGUGCCACAAGGUCUUCCCCACGGCUCUGAGUCUCAGCACGCACUUCCGCACGCACGGAAAUGCAUCCAUCGUGCAGACCUCGUCGCUGGUGGGAGCGCCUCCGCCCCCACCGCCGCCAAUAGCAGCGCCUACGGCCAUUGGAGGAAGUCUGGGACCGCCAGGACUGGGAAUAGGACUGCCACCGGCGGGCCUGGGAAUGUUAUCACACACGCAAGGGACUGAUCGCAAAGACUUUGAUCUUAUUGUUGUCGUCCAGUCGCAUGCGUUUCUGGCGUUGCUUCACAAAUUUCAGAAUCCUCUGACCUCUCACGAAGACUUUCAGCUCUUUUGUCCUCUCGGCGCCGCGUUUCUUCAGACUGACAAUGAAAUCAGCAAGAGAAGUGGGGCCUCCAGUGAUUUCCAGAUGAGUGAGCAGUGGACACUUCAUGACGAAGUGCAGGAGUCCUUCUUUAGUGAUGCAGCGCCUUAUGUUGUAAUUGUGGAGACAGUUCACAAUGGCAAGCAGCAGCGGCUCCUCCUCGCCAUCCAGUUCCAGCUCCUUCAUGCUGGUGUCCUGCGGGAACUUGGCAUCGUCCUCUCUGCCCUUGGCCGCAUCGAAGUCCUCGUCGUGACUGCUCAGCGGCCGGCUGUAGUUGGAGAGCGCCGAGGCGGCACGAUAAUUGCUCUCCGAGUCAUCGUUGGACUCGCCAGACUGAUACAGGCGACACUGCUCGAGAUACUCCGAAGGUAUGAAGGACUGCAGAUCCACGUCGUCCACAUUCCCAAAAUCCUGACUCUCCUCGUGAUCCUGCUGCGUCUCCACCAUUGUCAGCCACUGAGCGUUGUGAUUCCGGAACUUCUCCAGCUGCAGGAAAAAGAUAUCUUCAUCCGAGUCACUGAAGGCUAUGAUGUCCAGGCAGUGAUCGCAGACCUUCCUGAUCUCCGUAUUCUUGUCGUGCAUCAGAUCAAUCAAGUAGGCCGGCGAUUCUGUCUCUCUGAUCAUGUAGUUUCUGGUGCUCUCAUUUCGCAGAAUUUGCUGGAACACGAAGACAAUCUGCAGCACGAUCUCAUCGUCCUCCUGCUUCGCCUUCAGCAGCUCAAUCAGCGACAGGAUGACAUCCGCCUUGCACAGCAGCAUCGCACACGACUCGUCGCACGCGCACGUGCCCAGGAAGACGAUGGUGUCCAAGACAAUGUCGUCCUGCAUCUUUCCCGGCACCAACACUUGUCUGAUCCACUGAAUGAGAUUGAAGUUGUGCAGAAUCUGCGAGUAAUCGAGAUCAGGCAGCGCCAGAUUGCCCAGAAUGCCCAGGCAUUCCACCACAAAAGCCUCCUCUUCGCACUCCGUGAGGAUCUUCGCCAGAUCGCCCACAAAGUCCACAAAGUGGAUGCGCAGAUUUUCAUGCCGAUUGUUCUCAAUCAUGAGCUGCGCAUUGCGCUUGUUCAGCGCCAAAUUGAUGGCGAGCGCGAUCAAAUCCAUGUCGCACUUCUGAUUGAGAUUCAGCAGCAGCAUCCUCUUCACCUUGUCAUCCAUGCUCAUGUGGUAGAGAAUCUUGAGGACGAUGUCGUGAUGCUUAUCGUCACUGAGGAAAGUCACAAGUUUGGGCAGAAAUCCCACACGGAUCAUCUUCCCCCGCAAAGCGCCGUCAAACGACAGAUUGAAGAUCAACUUGAGCGUGACUUGAAUGAGAUCCGGAUGCGAACUCUGCAGAAGUCGUGGCAGUUUCUCCACCACAUUCAGCUCGUACAUCUCAUCCUUGUUGUCCUUCACAAUGGACAACUUCUUGAGGAAUGUCACCACGAGAAUGAGCAGAUCGAUGUUCUGCCGAUCGAGCACCUUCACCAGCAUCCUGAUGAUCAUCUUCUUGCGUAUCUUCUCCUCCAACUUCACAUUCUCCGCAAUAUUGAGCAGCAAAUAGAAGGCCACGCGCAGCAGUUGCUCCUGCUUCUUCGCGAAGAUCCUCAGCUGCUUGCUCAGCCUCUCCAGCUCCUCCUUCUGCACCUUGGCAUCCUUCUCCGCCUUCACGCCGCACUCCACCUCAUUGCUGAGGAAUUCGUGGUAGCUGUUGUUCAUCCCACGAGACCUUACCAUUGCCAGACUUUGGACGCUGCUUCAGCUCCGGAAUUCGCCUUCUCGGCGGCUCCAUGUCCUUCGGACGCUCCUCAUUCAUCAGAUCAAUGUUGUCGGCCGAUUCUGUGCUCUGCUGCGCCACCACCUGCUUCUCCGCCUUCCCAUCGUUACUCUUCCUCAUCUCCACGUCAUUCUUCAUCUGCUCAUAUCGCUUCAGCUCAUAGUCAAUCACAUCCAUGCACAGCGAUCCAAUCUUGUGAUUCACAAUCACCGGAUGAAAGUGCGUAUCAGACUAGAUAUUCACAGCGAAAAUCACAAUGUAAACAACUCCAGGAAUAUCUCAGGACAGGAAUCACCGUAAAUACUGAAAUCUCCAGGAUGCAGGAGAGCAGCAUUAAAUUCCUCUCGGACGCAGAGAAGGCCAUCGUCCUUAAGUACUUCUACAUGAACCCGGAAAUGGUGGAUAAGAGCAACUCAACUGACGUGCUGUUCACUGUUCUUGCCCAGGAAUUGAAUGUCUUCAGUGAGGAACUGCACGACAAAGGCUUCUGGCUGGAAUCAAUAGAGUUCUGGAAGGAGAACAUUCGGGAAAACUACUCAUAUGCCAAGAACAUCGGCAGUCUCGUUUCGUCUUAUGAGGAUCUUGAGUUACUGAUCCUCAUGAGAAACACCACGCUUGAGUCCAAGAUAACCGCUCGAGGGAGAGCUGAAGACGAUGCUCAGGACGCUAUAAAUUGCAGAACUUGCCUGAGUGCAGUGGAUCAGGGCGUGUCCUUGAGUCUCUUCACAUCCUUCGUGGACAAUCUCUCGCUGGGACAACUGCUGAACUCCUGUGCUGACAUCGCGCCGGUUGUGGAGCACGACGGCUUGCCCGAGAUGAUUUGCUUCAACUGCUCAAAGCUUCUAAGGUGUAUUUACAACUUUAAGGUCAUGUGCGAGCACAGCGACCGGCAAAUAAGGAGCACGCUCUCUUCCGCGAAGAGGCCUGAAGGGUCUGAAGAGCCUGAGUUGGAGGGAAAUGUUCCGGAUCUGUUUGAGGAUGACACAGUGUCUGUUUACCAGGUGGAUUAUCCGUAUGAAGAGGAUUUCAAGGAGUUGGAAGACUCUCUAUCUGCCCCAGCGCCGCACGAGGACUCCUUAGUCGUCCAGGCGGGGAUGAAAGCGCCAGAAUCUGGUCAGCCGGAGAUACUGAGGAAGACAAAGCGACAGAAGAGACCACCUGAUCGACACCAGAAGGCGAGCUUCUCAAACGAUCGGCCUCACGCGUGCGAAUACUGCGAGAAGACUUUCCGCACGAGACUGGCGCUGAAGAUCCACAUCAGAUCGCACACGGGCGAGCGUCCGUACGUGUGUGAGACGUGCGGCAAGGGUUUCAAGACCAUCAGCUCCAUCAACAACCAUCGCGCCAUUCACCUGUCGGAGCGCCAAUUCCAGUGCCCGCAUUGCGAAUAUCGCGCCAGCACGAAGGCCAACCUCAAGAUCCACCAUCGCACGCACACGGGCGUGAAGCCGUACACGUGUCACCACUGCGGCUCCGCCUUCAUGACCGCCAGCAACAUGCAGAAGCACAUCCGGAACAUCCACAAGAAGCUAAAGACGCACAAGUGCUUCGAGUGCGGACGCGGUUUCUUCACGAAGGAGAGCGCAACGAAGCACGCCGUCACACACACGGGCGUGAAGCCGUACAAGUGCCCCGAGUGCACGCUGGCGUAUGGAUGGUACAACGGCUUGCAGAAGCACAUGCGGAUCCAGCACAAGGGCGCUAGAGUUCCAAAGGAGAAGACCUUCCUCGAGGCGAUGCAGGGCAUUCGGGAAGAGCAGGAGGAGGCGCCUAAGAAGUGAAAUCCAGUAACAAAUAUUCCGUUGAGGAAAGAUUGGUUUAAUUAAAAGAAAAUGCAAGAUAAUU
Messenger RNA from Phlebotomus argentipes, 4940 nucleotides. RefSeq lists its product as uncharacterized. NCBI's taxonomy places the organism in Eukaryota, Metazoa, Arthropoda, Insecta, Diptera, Psychodidae. Gene Ontology annotation, molecular function: RNA polymerase II cis-regulatory region sequence-specific DNA binding; zinc ion binding; DNA-binding transcription factor activity, RNA polymerase II-specific. Gene Ontology annotation, cellular component: nucleus. The coding region runs from base 98 to 4876 and encodes 1592 amino acids. The transcript has 9 exons. The record is from RefSeq and is a predicted model, not a curated record. Gene Ontology annotation, biological process: regulation of DNA-templated transcription.